Molecule: messenger RNA, 639 nt
Organism: Volvox carteri f. nagariensis
Lineage: Eukaryota; Viridiplantae; Chlorophyta; Chlorophyceae; Chlamydomonadales; Volvocaceae
Exons: 7
Coding region: 1-639 (212 amino acids)
Cellular component (GO): membrane
Source: RefSeq, a predicted model, not a curated record
AUGCAACUCCGCAACAUGGGAAGCGCUACCGCGCUCAGUCGCGGCCGCGUCACUGUCACGCCGGUGAAAUGCGUGGCCCGUCCGCAACAGAAGACGAAAAUUGCGAAUGGAGAGGUCAAGCUGAUGUCCUCUGCGGUGCCACUCUUCAGUGUUGCAGCCGUGGAUGCCAUCUAUCAAUAUCUUAAGCCUCAGGCAGAAUACUUUAACACUCUCAAUAUUCCUGAGGCCAUUGUGCACUGGGGUCAUCCGGGCAAUAUGGCCGUGGUGCUAUUUGCGAUGGGUGGCUACGGCGCCGCGUAUCUGGGCUGGCAAAUCCGGACGUCAACCGACGGGGAGGUAGUGGCGAGGGCUAAGGAAGCGCACCCUAAGCUCGCCGCAGGCAUGUUCUUCUUCUUCACCCUGGGGGCCUUGGGAGGGAUGCUGUCCCUACUCAUGCAGGGCAAGCCCAUCUUUGAGAGCCCCCACGUAUGGACGGGUCUGGUGGGACUGGGCCUCCUGGGCUUCCAGUCGUUGCUGCCGCUUGCCUUUGCGAGUGGUACCGGGGAGGCCCGCACUGCGCACGCUUACCUGGGUUCUGCCAUCAUGGCGCUAUUCCUGGUGCAUGCGGCGCUGGGCCUUCAACUCGGUCUCAGCUUCUGA